UAACGAGGACUGGUGCUGUCAAUAAAGGAGAAGUGUAUUUAAACCGUGUCGGUAGAAGCCUUGGAACUUCUUUCUUAUUUUCAAAGCGGGUUAAGAGAGUCUGCAGAAGGACCGGUAGCUCUGCAAGAAUCGCAGUCUUGCAGCACAUAGAUUAUUUCAAGGAAAAGUAACCGGUGCUCUAGUAUUUCCUCAGCCAUUUUGACUGCACGCCUGGAGGCUAAUCUUUUUCUCUUCUCUCUGCGCCUCCUCUGUAAAGUAUCCACGGUUUGCAAAUUGGUUGCAACUCCGUGCCAAAGACUGAAGCGAGAUGAGUUCGCUGUUUAAGAUCUAAUUGGACUGGGGUCUUUUCUGGAGGAACAAGAUAGGACUACUUCAACGUUGUUUCGUCUUCUGCCGGGAGAUACUGUUAAGCGGUUAAGGAUGGAGUGCUACCUGUUGGAGAUCUACCUGCUUCUUGCACUUGCUGUUUUGCAGAGAUCAAGCUGCACUACAGCGAAGGAGCUAACCUGUCAGGAGAUCGCCGUGCCGUUGUGCAAAGGAAUCGGCUACAAUUAUACCUACAUGCCUAACCAGUUUAAUCACGACACCCAGGACGAAGCUGGCCUGGAAGUACAUCAGUUCUGGCCUCUUGUAGAGAUUCAGUGCUCUCCGGACCUGAAGUUCUUUCUCUGCAGCAUGUAUACUCCUAUUUGCCUAGAGGACUAUAAGAAACCACUGCCGCCUUGCAGGAGUGUCUGCGAGAGAGCAAGGGCAGGCUGUGCACCUUUAAUGAGACAAUAUGGCUUUCCCUGGCCAGACCGAAUGAGAUGUGACUUACUCCCGGUACAAGGCAACCCAGAUACUCUCUGUAUGGACUACAACAGAACCGACUCGACCACGGUUCCCCCGGUGUCGACAAAUCACCAAGACAAGGGUUCUAACUCCCACAAAAAUAAAAACGGGUACAUGCCACCUGCUGUACCUGGGAGCAAACACAGAGCCCCAGUUUCGCCCUGUCAGCCGGGCUGCCAGUGCCGUGCGCCCAUGGUCCAGGUAAGCAGCGAACGACACCCCCUCUACAAUCGGGUGAAGACGGGACAGAUCCCGAACUGUGCAGUGCCCUGCCAUAACCCCUACUUCACCCAGGACGAGAGAACGUUUACUGCGUUUUGGAUAGGACUCUGGUCAGUGCUGUGCUUCGUUUCCACUUUUGCCACGGUUGCCACUUUCUUAAUCGACAUGGAAAGGUUCAAAUACCCCGAAAGGCCAAUCAUUUUCCUGUCCGCGUGUUACAUGUUUGUUUCAGUUGGCUACAUCGUGCGGCUCAUCGCUGGGCACGAAAAAGUAGCCUGUAACCGGGAAUAUGACGUGGAACACAUUCACUAUGAGACCACUGGCCCUGCACUUUGUACUGUUGUUUUUCUCCUUAUUUAUUUUUUCGGCAUGGCAAGCUCGAUCUGGUGGGUUAUUCUGUCUCUGACUUGGUUUUUGGCAGCCGGAAUGAAGUGGGGUAACGAGGCUAUCGCAAGUUACUCGCAGUAUUUUCACCUGGCAGCCUGGCUGAUACCGAGCAUGAAGUCGAUUGCCGUUUUGGCCUUGAGUUCGGUGGAUGGCGACCCAGUGACUGGAAUCUGCUAUGUUGGCAAUCAAAACCUGGACAAUCUCAGAGGCUUCGUGUUGGCGCCUCUAGUUAUCUAUUUAUUUAUUGGAACAAUGUUUCUUUUAGCGGGUUUUGUGUCUUUAUUCCGGAUCCGAAGUGUGAUCAAACAAGGAGGCACCAAAACGGACAAACUGGAAAAACUGAUGAUCAGGAUUGGGAUUUUUACAGUGCUUUACACUGUACCUGCAACAAUCAUAGUUGCCUGCUACUUUUACGAGCAGCACAACAGACAGAGUUGGGAAAUAGCCCACAACUGCUCCUGCUUGUUGGAGCAAGAGCUCAAAAAGCCGGACUACGCCGUAUUUAUGUUGAAAUACUUCAUGUGCCUGUUGGUGGGCAUCACGUCUGGCGUGUGGAUUUGGUCGGGAAAAACGCUGGACUCCUGGCGAACUUUCUGUACGCGAUGCUGUUGGGGAAGUAAAGGCACAAGCGGGUCGAUGUACAGUGACGUUAGUACAGGACUAACGUGGAGAUCGGGUACUGCGAGCUCAGUGUCGUGCCCAAAACAGAUGCCACUAUCACAGGUUUGAGGAGAUUUAUGGAUCGCUAAUUGUAUAAAGAUUCUGGAUCGGUCUAUUCAAAUUCGCAUAUUAAUAAUCUCCUAAUCGCUUCUAUUAAGGUAGAAGUAUAGGAACCGGUUGGAACAACGACAUCAACACUGCUAAAACCUAUUUACAUGCACAUGACCUACAGUGGGAGUCAGUUGGAAAACAAGUGGCAGUGCAUUGUCUUUCUUCUCUUAUGCAAAGAAACAUUUAAUGUCUUAAAUCUGAAUGUCUUUAGGAGGAGACUAAGACUAUUUAAUUGUUUAACCCAAACGUAGUGCCAAGGGGGUGUAAUUGACUGCAAUUAUAAUAUCAAAGAUGGUUUAAAAAAGGCUUAAUGUUGUAGUACCCAAAUAUUAUACGGGUUUUUUUUUAAUUGAAAAAAGUGUAUUUAUAUAAUUAUUGAUCUUGUACAAAGUUGUAAAUUGUGUACAUAUCCAAAUUUAUAAAAAAUGUACAUUUUGUAUAAAGUGUAGAUUUCGCUUUGUGAGCGCAAAAUAUUUGACUUUAUUUUGACAAUAAAACGACUUUUUGAUAAAUU
Messenger RNA from Lepisosteus oculatus (spotted gar), 2725 nucleotides. RefSeq names its product frizzled class receptor 8a (gene fzd8a). Gene Ontology annotation, biological process: non-canonical Wnt signaling pathway; canonical Wnt signaling pathway. Gene Ontology annotation, cellular component: plasma membrane. The record is from RefSeq and is a predicted model, not a curated record. Gene Ontology annotation, molecular function: Wnt receptor activity; Wnt-protein binding. Lineage: Eukaryota; Metazoa; Chordata; Actinopteri; Semionotiformes; Lepisosteidae.